Messenger RNA from Labrus bergylta (ballan wrasse), 2046 nucleotides. It is a transcript of the gene slc35g2b, whose product is annotated as solute carrier family 35 member G2b. Gene Ontology annotation, cellular component: membrane. The record is from RefSeq and is a predicted model, not a curated record. Lineage: Eukaryota; Metazoa; Chordata; Actinopteri; Labriformes; Labridae.
GAGGAGGAGGAGGAGGAGGAGAAACCACUGGCUGUGACAGCGACAGUUGCUUCUCUCUCCGGCUUUUCUCUCUUCCUUCCCCCCACUUUCUCGCUUCUUCUUCUUCAUCAUCAUCAUCAUCACCCUCAGCAACAGCAGCUUCUCCAGGCUCGCCAGCAGCAGCAGAAGUCGAAGAAUCAGCGUCCAUCGACAGCGUGGAGAGCAAAUGAGCUGCGAGAGGGCGACGGGGGAAGAUGGGGAAAUGGCAGAUGAGCGAAUGUUUGGGUGAAGAAAUGAAACGAGAUAUUUAUUUAUGAUAAGAAAAAGCAUCAACAGGAACUAUUCCCAAAAAAGAAACGAUUCUGAGGCGUAAAGAAACAUGGAUGGUUCUUCGUCCUCGCUGCAGUACGGAUCAAAAAAGCGGGUCAAGAUCCACCCAGACACGGUGACAGUGAAAUAUGCCACCCACUUCCCCCAGCCCGGGGACGAAGGCUACGAUGACGCGCCCUCCUUCGAGGACUUUGGCGCCUUUGCGGAAGCCAACACGGGGAAAAGGCUGGCGACGGAGAGCAGCAAAGGGGGCAGGACUUUUUUUGGCACCAUGGAGACCCAGCCCAGGCAGCCGAGCGUGCCGAGAGACAAGGGGGUCGGGGGUCAGCUGGCCAGCUUCGGCGAGGCCAACGUGCUGGCCUCGAGGGUGACCUGGAUGGCGUUGUUCGGGGCGGCAGUGGCUCACGGUUGUGUGGCGUUGAUUACUCGUCUCGCCGCCGACCGCUCCAAAGUGCCCUCCCUAGAGCUGCUCUUCAUCCGCUCUGUGAUCCAAGUGCUGUCCAUCCUGGUGGUGUUCUACUACCAGGAGGCGCCCUUUGGCCCCAAGGGCUACCGGCUGCGGCUCUUCCUCUACGGCGUGUGCAACGUCAUCUCCAUCACCUGCGCCUACACCUCUUUCGCCAUAGUCCCACCGAGUAACGGCACCCUCAUGUGGCGUGCCUCCACCACGGUGUUCAGCGCCGUUCUGGCCUUCCUGCUGCUGGACGAGAGGCUGGGCUACACGGACGUGGUCACGGUGGUGGGGAGCGUGUUCGGCCUGUGCCUGGUGAUGGUGCCCAACGUGGCCGACGAGGAGAAGUCCAGAUUGGGGUUUUGGAAAGAGGCGUUCGGCUACACGAUGACAGUGACAGCAGGUUUGACAGCCGCCCUCUCCAUGAUCGUCUACAGAGCCAUCAAGGAGCGCGUCAGCAUGUGGACGGCGCUCUUUACCUUCGGCUGGACGGGCACGGUCUGGGGGGCGUCCACCAUGUUUGUCAUGCAGGAGCCCAUCAUCCCUCUGGACGGGGAAACCUGGGGCUACCUGAUUGGGAUCUGUAUCUGCUCCACCGUGGCGUUCCUCGGAGUCUACUACGCCCUGAACAAGUUUCAUCCCGCCUUAGUCAGCAGCGUGCAGCACCUGGAAAUCGUGGUCGCCAUGUUCCUCCAGCUUAUCGUCCUGAGGAUGAUCCCGUCUAUCUAUGAUGUCAUCGGAGGCCUGGUCAUCAUGAUCAGCGUGUUCACUCUCACAGGAGUCAAGCUGUACAGGGUGAGCAGAGCCAUCCGGCAGGAUUAUCAAGAGAUCCUGGACUCGCCCAUCAAAUGAGUUUUGGGAAGUGUCGGGCCUGUUUGUUUACAAUAUUGCUUGGUUGUGCAAUUUCAAGGAAUGUCUGGAUCUUCAUCUGAUGAUUUUUGUAUUGUUGUGUUGUGGGAAAGGUGCCAGUGUGUGUGUGUUUGUGUGUGUGUGUGUAACUAAUGUCUUAAUAUUUGUGUGUAAAAUACAAAAUGUAAUACGGUAAGCGUUUCUACCUGUGAGUACUGCUUUAAUGUUAAAAAUGCAUCGAGACCAAAAUGUCAGCAUAAAAACAAGAUACAGUUCAAUUUUUAUUUUGUGAUUUAUUUUGCAGCAACUUUUUCUAGCAGUAACUUCAACAAUGUCUGCUGUGACACUGCCACACUUGUUACAAAUGUGUAAAUGUCAGCCCAGAAAUGGUUCGUACUAAAUUCAAGGAAUGGAAGAAUAAAAAUGAAUACCACCCA